UCCUCUCUCUUUCCCCAUCUCUCUUCUCUCUCUCUCUCUCUCUCUCUCUCCCCUCACUCGUCACUACCACAUCACCAUUAACUCCGAUGACACUGAAACUAUAAUAUUGCGUAAUUUAAGGUGGCAUUUAAGGACUCUGUCUCAGUCGUCUCUCUGAUAGCUGACAGUUGCAGCACUCACUCAUCCCGCCCUUCCUUUCCCACGCCUUCUUUUUCCUCUCCAAAUUCCAUCCGUCCGGCGCCGGGAGACGCGAAACGACCUCGCUUCGCAACAGCAUUCCGUUUCCAUUCUCCUCUCUCUGGGAAUUACGAAGACCAAGUGCGCGCGGCGCAAUCGCAAUGCUGACGUGCAUAGCUCGUCCGAAGAAACUCGGCGACGACUCACUGAGUCAGCCCGAGAUGUCCGACUCCACCAACACUCCGGCUUCCUCCAGUCACAAGCAGCAAGCCGCCAUUAAGUCGCUCACGUUUCAGCUCAAGGACAUGGCAUUGAAGGCGUCGGGAGCCUACAGGCACUGCGCCCCUUGCGUGGGGCCGGUGACGGCGAAUCAGAGUCGGCUCAAGGGGAACGGCGAGUCGGACGCCGACUCGGACCGGUUCAGGUGGUCGUACAGGCGGACCGGGAGCUCGAGCUCGACGACACCGAGGACUUGGGGAAAGGAGAUGGAGGCGAGGCUGAAAGGGAUCUCCAGCGGCGAGGGGACGCCUAACUCGGCCAGCGGGCGGCGAGUCGACCCAGUCGUGUUCGUGGAAGAGCGCGAGCCCAAGGAAUGGGUGGCCCAGGUGGAGCCCGGAGUUCUCAUCACGUUCGUCUCCCUGCCACGUGGCGGGAACGAUCUUAAGAGCAUUCGGUUCAGUCGAGAGAUUUUCAACAAAUGGCAAGCUCAGAGGUGGUGGGCUGACAACUAUGAUAGGGUCAUGGAACUUUACAAUGUUCAAAGGUUUAACCGGAAUGCUUUCCCGCUUCCAACCCCGGCUAGAUCAGAAGAUGAGAGUUCAAAGAUGGAAUCUGCUGAAGCCAGCCCUGUAACUCCACCACUAACCAGAGAACGCUUACCUCGCAACCUGUAUCGUCCCACAGGGAUGGCUAUGAGCUACUCAUCAUCAGAUUCACUUGAUCAUCACCCAAUGCAGUCCCGCCAUUACUGCGAUUCAGGCGGUGUCAAUUCCACCCCAAAACUCUCCAGCAUAAGCGGGACCAAGACAGAGACAUCAUCCAUGGAUGCUUCUAUCAGAAGUAGUUCAUCAAGGGAGGCAGAUCGCUCAGGGGAGCUAUCGAUCAGCAAUGCCAGCGAUAUGGAGACUGAAUGGGUUGAACAGGAUGAGCCAGGGGUUUACAUCACUAUCAGAGCAUUACCAGGGGGUAAACGGGAGCUUAGACGGGUCAGAUUCAGCCGAGAGAAAUUUGGGGAGAUGCAUGCCAGAUUGUGGUGGGAAGAGAAUCGGGCAAGGAUACACGAACAAUACUUGUGAUUGAGAAAAUCGGGUGGCUUCCAGAAAACUUGAGGAGGUGUUGCUUUCGUGGAUUGGUUUUCUUUUUUGGUUUUUCCAUACCGGUAAAGCCUUGUCUAUAGAGAUAUCUAAAUGGGUGCCAUUGGCAACUCAUGACGUUCGGAGGGAUGAAUAUCAAGCUUCCCCAGUUCAUGAUCCAAAAUAUUCGUACGGGAUUGGUUUUGGGGGGAGGGGGGGGGGGUUGGGUCAUAGUCUUAAUUUUGUUAAUUUUUCUGUUUAUUGGUGGAUGAAGAGCAUCAGUUGUAUCCGAAUUUCGGUUCAGGAGUUAAAAACAUGUGUAUGUCAAUACCAAAUCAAGGAUAUGUUCUCUUCUCUCGUUC
Messenger RNA from Malus domestica (apple), 1831 nucleotides. Its product is annotated as protein Brevis radix-like 4. The record is from RefSeq and is a predicted model, not a curated record. Lineage: Eukaryota; Viridiplantae; Streptophyta; Magnoliopsida; Rosales; Rosaceae.